This is a messenger RNA of Hippopotamus amphibius kiboko, 574 nucleotides long. Its product is annotated as GTPase KRas-like. The record is from RefSeq and is a predicted model, not a curated record. Gene Ontology annotation, cellular component: plasma membrane. The transcript has a single exon. NCBI's taxonomy places the organism in Eukaryota, Metazoa, Chordata, Mammalia, Artiodactyla, Hippopotamidae. Gene Ontology annotation, molecular function: GTP binding; GDP binding; GTPase activity. Gene Ontology annotation, biological process: Ras protein signal transduction. The coding region runs from base 8 to 574 and encodes 188 amino acids.
GCUGAAAAUGACUGAAUAUAAACUUGUGGUAGUUGGAGCUGGUAACGUAGGCAAGAGUGCCUUGACAAUACAGCUAAGUCAGAAGCACUUUGUGGAUGAAUAUGAUCCUACGAUAGAGGAUUCCUACAGGAAACAAGUAGUCAUUGACGGAGAAACCUGUCUCUUGGAUAUUCUCGACACAGCAGGUCAAGAGGAGUACAGUGCAAUGAGGGACCAAUACAUGAGGACUGGGGAGGGUUUUCUUUGUGUAUUUGCCAUAAAUAAUACUAAAUCAUUUGAAGAUAUUCACCAUUAUAGAGAACAAAUAAAAAGAGUUAAAGAGUCUGAUGAUGUACCUAUGGUUCUAGUAGGAAAUAAGUGUGAUUUGCCUUCUAGAACAGUAGACAGAAAACAGGCUCAGGACUUAGCAAGAAGUUAUGGAAUUCCUUUUGUUGAAACAUCAGCAAAGACAAGACAGGGUGUUGACAAUGCCUUCUAUACAUUAGUUCAAGAAAUCCGAAAACAUAAAGAAAAGAUGAGCCAAGAUGGUAAAAAGAAGAAAAAGAAGUCAAAGACAAAGUGUAUAAUUAUGUAA